Molecule: messenger RNA, 2337 nt
Organism: Sorex araneus (European shrew)
Lineage: Eukaryota; Metazoa; Chordata; Mammalia; Eulipotyphla; Soricidae
Gene: CCNG1
Product: cyclin G1
Exons: 7
Coding region: 229-1116 (295 amino acids)
Biological process (GO): regulation of cyclin-dependent protein serine/threonine kinase activity; mitotic cell cycle phase transition
Cellular component (GO): cyclin-dependent protein kinase holoenzyme complex; cytoplasm; nucleus
Molecular function (GO): cyclin-dependent protein serine/threonine kinase regulator activity
Source: RefSeq, a predicted model, not a curated record
CGCGGCCGCGCAGGCUCGGAGCUGACCCUGAUGCGGCCGGCGGCGUCGGGGCGGCCGUGAGGAGACCUCCCCCUCCCCACGACGGUGCCACCUCCCCGGGCCUCGCCCCCGCUCGGCCGCGAGCCCCCUCGCCGCGCUAGCGCCCUCGGAUCUCAGACCGCGCAGGGGCGAGGGGAGCGCCGGCCCGGGGAGGGGGGUCACCGCCGAGGAGCCGCGCUCGCCGACAAGAUGAUCGAGGUGCUGACGGCCCCCGACGCCCAGAAGCUGCUCCAGCAGCUGGACGCGCUGCUGGAGCAGGAGUGGCGGUGUCAGCCCAAGGCCUGCGGCUUGCGGCUCAUCGAAUCCGCGCACGACAACGGCCUGCGGAUGACCGCCCGGCUGCGGGACUUCGAAGUCAAAGACCUCCUCAGCCUCACGCAGUUCUUCGGCUUCGACACGGAGACCUUCUCCCUCGCCGUGAAUUUGCUGGACCGCUUCCUGUCCAGGAUGAAGGUACAACCCAAGCACCUUGGAUGUGUUGGACUGAGCUGCUUCUAUUUGGCUGUGAAAUCCAUCGAAGAGGAAAGAAAUGUCCCACUGGCAACUGACUUGAUCCGAAUAAGUCAAUACCGGUUCACAGUUUCAGACUUGAUGAGAAUGGAAAAGAUUGUACUGGAGAAGGUGUGUUGGAAAGUCAGGGCAACCACUGCCUUCCAAUUUUUGCAGCUCUACUAUUCACUCCUUCAAGAGAACUUGUCAUCUGAAAGGAAAAAUACCCUUAAUUUUGAAAGACUAGAAGCUCAACUUAAGGCAUGCCAUUGCAGGCUCAUAUUUUCUAAAGCAAAGCCUUCUGUAUUGGCGUUGUCUAUCAUUGCGCUGGAGAUCCAAGCACAGAAGUGUGUAGAGUUGACAGAAGGAGUAGAACGUCUUCAGAAACAUUCCAAGAUAAACAGCAGAGAUCUGACCUUCUGGCAAGAGCUUGUCUCCAAGUGUUUAACUGAGUAUUCGUCAAACAAGUGUUCCAAGCCAAAUGUUCAGAAGCUGAAAUGGAUUGUUUCUGGGCGCACUGCGAGGCAGCUGAAGCACAGCUUCUACAGGAUAACCCACCUGCCAACGAUCCCGGAACUGGGCCCUUAAUCGGCAUCUCCAACAACAGAAACCCUGAAGCCUUUCUUUACAGUCCUGAGCUAUGAAAUAUGUUACAACGAAUGUCAACUGUGAAGCCUCAAAACAUCACAACCGGAUUAGGAUGGAAUGUUCUGAGAUUUGAAAAAAACUGCCUAAUUAUGCUAUGUUGGUAUUACCCUUAGGUUUGAGUUCAUCUACGAGGCAUAGAAAUCAAAGCUAAGAGCAUAAAUGUGAAAUACUAAUGACAGGACAAAGCUGGGAAAGUAAACUGUGAAUCUUCAUUCUCAUACUGAUGCAACUUUCUAUACUGAGUCAAUAUACUGUAUUCCGAUGCUAUUUAAAUUUGAAUGUAAAACAGGUUACAACAAAACCAACAUUUCACAAAUGCACUUUUAAGGCAUAGCAAUGGUCACUGUUACAGGUGUGUAAAUGGUUUCUUGGUACCCAUAAUGUUAAGAUAAUCCAGAGGCAUGGAGCUACAUCAGAGUUACAUUUAGAUUUGAGGGCAUUUUCUGUAAAGCAAAACUAUAGUCAUUUUGGCAUAUGACAUUUAAAAAAUUUUUUUCCUAGAAAACGGGUGAUGUUUCUAUCAUAAAAAGGUUUUAUAUAAAAUAUACUGCUUCAAACUAGUCCUAUUGAGAAACUUUUUAUUCUAUUUGUAACUCAAAAAUAACAUCACUCUGAAAAAAAGCAUGCUGAUUUAAUAACACUCCAGAAGUUUUUGCUAAAGUUUUUUAAAUAAAACUCUUCUACUGCUCCUAAUUUAGAAUUUUGAUUAAAAGAGAAUAUACUUUCACUAACUGCCACUGUUGUGCCAAAAUGAUUUUAAGAGAAGAGGCAUUCUCCUGAUGAUAGGGUUGCUGAGGUAGUAUUCUAAUAGGUCAGUAGAUAGAAGGAGAUCAACAGUGUUACAAGCAUUGCAAACUGCAACGUACUGCCACGGAUAGCCACACACGCUGUCUGUAAUCAGUUUUGAUAUCAUGUUAUGGAUAAAUAUGCACUGGGAAGAAAAACACAAAAACCAAAGAACCACAUGGAACCACAGUAUAGCUUAUGACUGUUGUAAAACCAUAUUCUGUGGGUGACUUUUCAGUUUUCCCGAGAGGUUCAUGUAUUUCAAUAUUUGGACUCCAACAGGGCUACUUUUGAGUCAGCAGCAGAACUUGAACCAACUGCCAUUGUGUUUUUGGUACUAAGGCAUCUACCUUUCAAUAAAAUUAUUGAAAUGCA